UCGGUGAGUGAAAAGCACAUCGCGUGUACCCUCAGUGCACUUGACGCGACCGAUUACCGCGAAAACUAGUGAAAAGCAACAUUUCACUGAAAUGUGACGAGUCUUAAAAUACAGCAAGAAAUUAAAUUGUUCUUUACCAAAGUAGUAAAAAAUGCCAUAUAGUAAAUCGUAUACCAAAUAACACCAUAAGAAGAAAACCAGAAAGAGGAGAAAGGAGAGAAAAUAAUUGUACAUUCCGUGCUAUGAAACUUGCAUCUUUAUUUUAAAGUGAUAAAAAUGAAUUCGUGCAUGUAGGUGGAAUUUAUUGAAGUGCGUGAGUUGUAAAAAAGUGCAGUUUUUCGGAUAUACAAAAAUGAUGAAGAAGGAGAAGCCAAUGAUGUCGGUGACGGCAAUCAUCCAGGGAGCACAGGCACAGCAUUGGGCCCGAGGAAAUACUUGGCUGAGUCUGGAAAACAGUAACAUGUCGAUGUCUUCGAUGGGUCCACAAAGUCCGCUGGACAUGAAACCAGACACGGCGAGCCUUAUGAACCCUGGAAAUUUCAGUCCCUCUGGUCCCAAUAGUCCAGGAUCCUUUAGUGUUGGUUGUCACAGCAAUAUCCUCAGUACUUCCCCUAGUGGGCAAAACAAAGGGGCAGGUUCUCCUUACCCUCCAAAUCAUCCACUUUCUGGAAGCAAACACCUUUGCUCCAUAUGUGGAGAUCGGGCCAGUGGAAAGCACUAUGGCGUCUAUAGUUGCGAAGGUUGCAAGGGUUUCUUCAAACGAACAGUCCGGAAGGACCUCUCCUACGGUUGUCGAGAAGAAAAGACAUGCAUUAUUGAUAAAAGACAGAGGAAUCGAUGCCAGUAUUGUCGGUACCAAAAAUGCUUGGCAAUGGGCAUGAAGAGAGAAGCUGUCCAGGAGGAGCGCCAGAGGACCAAGGAACGAGAUCAAAGUGAGGUCGAGAGUACCAGCAGUUUACACUCCGAUAUGCCGGUUGAACGAAUCCUCGACGCCGAGAACAGAGUCGAGUGCAAGGUGGAGAAUCAAGGAAACUACGAGAAUCCUGUUUCUAACAUUUGUAUUGCAACGAACAAACAGCUUUAUCAACUUGUCGAAUGGGCUAAGCAUAUUCCACACUUCACCUCUUUGCCAAUCGAGGAUCAAGUACGGUUACUGAGGGCAGGCUGGAAUGAGUUGUUGAUUGCUGCUUUCUCGCAUAGGUCCGUUGACGUCAAGGACGGAAUUGUCCUGACGAGUGGCAUCACCAUCUACAGAAACUCGGCGCAGCAGUCCGGCGUGGGCCCCAUUUUUGAACGUGUUCUCUCGGAAUUGGUAUCGAAAAUGCGAGAGAUGAAGAUGGACAAGACAGAACUCGGCUGUCUGAGGACGAUAAUCUUAUUUAAUCCUGAGGUCCGAGGCCUUAAGUCAGCGCAGGAAGUUGACCUCCUGAGGGAGAAAGUUUAUGCAGCUCUCGAAGAGUAUACAAGGGCGACCAAGCCGGACGAACCUGGCAGAUUCGCUAAAUUGCUGCUGCGUUUGCCCCCGCUCAGGUCGAUUGGCCUCAAGUGUCUCGAGCACCUUUUCUUCUUCAGGUUAAUCGGCGACAUGCCGAUCGACGCCUUUCUCACCGAAAUGCUGGAGUCGUCGCCUCGUUUGAUGGAGGACUCUUAGGAGGAGGCGGUGUGCCGCGUUUUGGGGCACACCGAUCUCUAAAGUCGGAAGCCGCCAAUCUCGAUAUUUUACAUCACUCGUCACCAGGAUUCGAUUGAUCCGAUUGAGAAAAGUGACUUCGGCUUUAAAACAUCGCAUCACGAUUCGCAUCAUCGUGCUUUUAUUAUUCAGAAAUUUUUAUUAGAUUUCAAAAGUCUUAAUUAGGUUCGAUAUGAAUCUAUUUUAUAGAAAUUAGAUCAUUUUUAUUCAUUUUUUUUAAAUAACUGCUCUAAAGACUAUAAUACCGCUUUUCAAGUAUUCUGAAGAACCCGUUCAUAAUCAAUUAUCCGAUUUUUACUUUAGAAAGCUUUUUUUUUUGUUUUUUUUUUUUUGCUUAUUUGAUUCUUUGACAUCCGAUGGUCGAAUUGAAAGAUUAAAUUUCGUUUUCUUGUAUUUUUUAUUUUUACACUUUGUUGCUGAGCGAAGAUUUUCGCUGACUUUUCCCAAAAGUCGAUGCGAAUCGCGAGUCUUGUUCGCGAGCAAUACGUGCGGUUUAAUUAUUAAUAACGAUAUUGAAUUAGUGUACAUUGCGUUAAUUUAUUGUUUUGUAUAUUAGCGCUGCGAGAAAAAUGUUAGGAAUGACUGAAAAGGUGAGGAGCGUAAAACUAUAGGGCAUGGGUGAGAAAAACAUGAAACAUAUUAAUUCUACGUUCAUCUAUGUUUUUUAGCAUAAUUUGUUUUAUUUAAAGUAAUAGGAAAUCGAAUUUUGCGUAAGAGAGAUACUAUAUUUUAUAGUAGAAAAUCGUUUGCAAUUUUAGAAAUUCAUUUUAUUCGAGAGAUUUUUUAUCAUAUUUUAGGCGUGUUUUUCGAUAAUCAUUGAAGAAAAUUAUAUAUUUCAUGAUUUAGCGGAAUUUUUUACUAUUUUUUUUUAAUGUUAACUUAUUAUAUUCUAAUUAACUGACUUUAAAUGUUUAUGUGAAGUUUUGGAACAAUUUCGUUAAUUUAUAAUCGCUUGUUUUCAAUGAGCAAUUUUUAAUCGAAAUCUUAUUAGGUACUUCAUUUUAAUUGGGCGUAUACUUACUACUGUAAUUAUAAAGGAAAGCAAGCUAUUAUAACGGUAACUAUUAGAAAUAUUUCUAUUUUUGUGUGAGUGACUACGGUUGUUAGUUGUUGGUUGUUGUUAUCUACUUCACGAGAGUCUUUAAUGUUACGCCUCAAAUGGCGAGGAAGUCCGGCAUGAAAUUUCUCCACUUUCCUUCUUUCCACAAGGUACAAUAUUUAAGCUACUCAGGAAAAAAUAUUGAAUUUCGCGUUGUAGAACUGCGUCAUUAGUUAUUUUACGCUACGGUGUUACAAUUUAUUUCAGUGUUUAUGAAUGCGGUAUGUAUAAAUAUUAAAGAAGAAGAAUAUUUCAGAUCGGAAGGCAACAUUUUCGACUUGAUUCGAGUGCAGGGUGGCCACUGGAACAUGAAAAACGGGAAAAUUUCGCUUGAUAUCACAAUAUUCCAAUUUGAAAUUGCAGAAUUUUUUAAAUACUUGAAAUUUUAAUGGUCUGAGUUCAAAAGAUUUAUUUUACAUUUUAAAAUCAUUUCGAUUUCAAACUGAAUUGUAUUAUUUGAAAUUAAAGUCUAGAUAGUUCAAAAAUUUGUUCAAUUGUGAAUGAAUAUAAUUUCAGUGUUCUAAAUCUGAAAUGUUGAACGGUUGUAAGUUUAAAUUUUAAUUAAAAUAACUUUAACGAUUUUCAGUGUAAAAAAAUGUCUGAUUGCAGUAUUCUAAUUUAAAAAUUGUCCAGUUUUACACGACUUUUGGAAUCGUUUAAUUUUCGACACUUUAUUGUUGAAAUUGUUUAAUAUAGAAGGGUAAAAAUGUGAGUACAGCAAUAUGGAAAAAAAUAUUUAUUUUUUGUUGUUGUAAAAAUGUGUAAUAUUCUAUAUUAGAAACUACAAUUUUUUCUUAAAAUUCGGACACUGAGCACUGAGCAAACUUGCCUCGAUUUUUUACGUUUCUAUUCAAAUUUUUAAAUAUGAACAGGGUGACCUCUGGACCGGGAAAACCGGGAAUUUUUCGAGAUCGGGAAAUGACAGUGAUUUUUUUGUUUACAGCGAA
Messenger RNA from Belonocnema kinseyi, 3736 nucleotides. It is a transcript of the gene Usp, whose product is annotated as retinoic acid receptor RXR. NCBI's taxonomy places the organism in Eukaryota, Metazoa, Arthropoda, Insecta, Hymenoptera, Cynipidae. Bases 353 to 1651 code for a protein of 432 amino acids. The transcript is spliced from 7 exons. Gene Ontology annotation, biological process: cell differentiation; cellular response to ecdysone; anatomical structure development. Gene Ontology annotation, molecular function: RNA polymerase II cis-regulatory region sequence-specific DNA binding; nuclear receptor activity; nuclear steroid receptor activity. Gene Ontology annotation, cellular component: nucleus; activator ecdysone receptor complex. The record is from RefSeq and is a predicted model, not a curated record.